AAAGAAAUUUGCUCCAUUUUCAAUUAAAGAAUUUGAAAUUUUAAAUCGUGGACCCAAUGACCCAAUGUAUCGUGGAAUUGGUAACCUUAUCUCUGAUUUAAACGAAUGCACCCAUCUUGCGAACGGAGAAUCGAAGUCUGAGGCAUUCGCUAAACACUUCAAAGAUAUAUACGUAUCAAAAGAGGGCUACGAAACAAGACCAGUCAACACUUCAGGGUCAUCACAAAUUCAAACGCCACCGGUACAGCCGCAGAGCGCUGAAUCUGAUAUAAAUAAUCCAAUUGCUUCAAAUGAUGUCAGUUCAGCAACUUUCAACACUGUGUCAAAUGAUAUUCCUGAUACAUUUGUGACACCAUAUCAUUUUACUAGCCCCAGCUUUUCACCGUCAAUAUCAUUUCAAUCAACACCGUCACCCUCACAGUUACAGUGCGUUCAAUUUCAGAAUAGCUUCACCAGGUCACCUGACAUCACAUCAGCUCCUCCCAACACAGUACCAAACGACAAUACCUACGCCACUGGAAAUUCUUCUAAUAUAUCGACUUUACCCAGCCCUAACUUCUCACCGUCAAUACCAUUUCGACCAUCACCGUCACCCGUACAGUCGCAGAGAUUUGAAAAUAUUUUAAUCGGUUCAUCAAACUUCCAGUCUACAACUCCCAACAAAGUACCAAAUGACCUUUCUGCGUCUAAAUUGGCACAAGAUGAAACUCGAUCAGAAUUAAAUACGCCAUUACCAGAAUCAUAUAAUGACGGCAUGACUGGAUGUUCUUCUAUUCUACCGACUAUGGAACCAACUCGUUUGACUAAUUUCAACUCUUUUAACGUGACACAAGUAGAGUAUAGUCGAUCAGUCUGCGAUCCGCCGGUACCACAGCCCGAUUAUCAUAAUUAUGAUAACAUAGAUUCGAAUACGAUACCAAUUGAGCUAGAUUAUGUGAAUAAUUAUGAUAAUGGUGGAGAUGUUUCCAUGGCCAAUGCAAAUGCGAACGAUUUAAUGUUUUAAUGGCAUCGAUUUCCGAUAGUAAUAAUUAUGCAAUUUUUUAAAAGAUUGAAUCUUCUCAAUGGGCGGAAAAUUUGAAAUUUAUUAAUACAGCCGCUUUAAAAGAAUACCCGUGUGUAAAAUUAUUGAUUGACUAGUUAGUUAGCUAGAUGUUAUUGACUUUAAUCAUUUGGAAUUGAAGUAAUUUUAAGUAGAUUUGUUUGAUUUUUCGGUCGAUUUCAGUAGAGGAAAAUAUAACGCAAAUCAACUUCAAUCACAGAUGUAGCGUCGAUUUAAAAUCAGAUAAAUAGACGGCUAUCAAGUGGUUGAACGGCUAGAGUAAACAAAAUUUAUUUUCAGUUGAUUUCAGAUAGACAAUAAGUCGCUUCUGCACACCUUUCCCUUACUAGGCAUGCAGAAAAGUAAUACUAUUAAGCAAAUUGUUUUCAAAAAUCAAAUAAAUAAGUGAAAAGUAGUGCAGUU
This is a messenger RNA of Contarinia nasturtii (swede midge), 1462 nucleotides long. RefSeq names its product rho GTPase-activating protein gacK-like. NCBI's taxonomy places the organism in Eukaryota, Metazoa, Arthropoda, Insecta, Diptera, Cecidomyiidae. The transcript is spliced from 4 exons. Bases 65 to 1003 code for a protein of 312 amino acids. The record is from RefSeq and is a predicted model, not a curated record.